CGUAGGCGUAGCUGUAGUGUAGGAAGGAGUUGUUGGUAAGGGAGUUCAUUGAUCGGAUGAGCCCUGGCCAGUUUUACCUGUGAAAAGCUGUGGAUGGCAUGGAACACAAUUAUCAGGAGCUGCCUUUAGAAGAAAGCAUGGGCGAACCUUCACAAACAGAACAGGUUCCUAAGAACAUCUCAAGCACACAGCCUCAUGAAGAAGAUCCAGUGCUAUCCAAUGGACGUCAGACACAAUAUGCAUCUACAACGGAGAAUGGGGGAACGUACUUUGAUGAAAGGAUUCCAAUCCCAGACCAAGAAAAUUAUGCAUUCAGUUUCCGUAAGUUAUGGGCUUUCACCGGGCCUGGUUUUCUGAUGAGUAUCGCUUACCUGGAUCCUGGUAACAUAGAGUCUGAUCUACAGUCUGGAUUUGUCGCAAAGUUCAACUUGCUAUGGAUACUAAUGUUUGCCACCCUCCUGGGUCUGCUGCUCCAGCGACUGGCGGCCAGACUGGGCGUGGUCACCGGUAUGCACCUGGCGGAGGUGUGUUACCGGGAGUAUCCCAAGUACCCUCGGAUCUUUCUCUGGAUCAUGGUGGAGAUUGCAAUCAUAGGUUCGGACAUGCAAGAGGUGAUCGGAACGGCCAUUGCAUUCUAUCUGCUCUCUAAUGGAAAAAUCCCUCUUUAUGCAGGUGUCCUGAUAACUAUCACAGACACAUUUGUCUUCUUGUUUCUAGACAAAUAUGGUCUACGUAAACUAGAAGCCUUCUUUGCAUUCUUGAUAACAGUAAUGGCAUUUACCUUUGGCUAUGAGUAUAUUGCUGCAGCUCCAAAUCAGGUUGAGGUUCUGAGAGGGAUGUUUGUGCCAUCGUGCGGGGACUGCGGAGAGGAGGAGAUCCUCCAAGCUGUCGGGAUCAUCGGGGCCAUCAUCAUGCCUCAUAAUAUAUACCUGCAUUCAGCUCUAGUCAAGUCACGAGAUGUGGACAGAACUAAGAAAGAGGCUGUAAAAGAGGCUAACAAAUACUAUUUCAUCGAGGCUAGUAUCGCUCUCCUGGUUUCCUUCAUCAUCAACCUUUUCGUUGUCUCCGUCUUCGCAGAAGGACUUCAUGAUAAAACAAAUGCACAAGUGCAUAACAAGUGUGUGGAGCACAAUCUUAAUAUGUAUAUAGAUGUAUUCCCAGAUAACAACUCGCUGGUUGAGAGUGUCGAUUUAUACAGAGGGGGUGUGUUUUUAGGUUGUCAGUACGGUGCUGCUGCCCUAUACAUUUGGGCUGUUGGGAUCCUGGCAUCAGGUCAAAGUUCAACGAUGACUGGUACUUACGCAGGGCAGUUUGCAAUGGAGGGCUUUUUAAAUCUGAAAUGGUCCCGAUGGAGGCGGAUCAUUUUGACCCGGUCGAUCGCCAUCUGUCCAACCCUCUUCUUAGCCAUCUUCAGUGGUAUAGAUGACCUCACCGGAAUGAAUGACCUACUUAAUGUUCUGAUGAGCUUACAGCUUCCAUUUGCAUUAAUACCGAUCCUGACAUUCACCAGCAGCAAGCCUAUUAUGGAUUCAUAUAAAAAUAAUCUCGUAUCAAUUAUAGCAUGUGGCUUGUUAGCCAUAACGGUGAUCGGUAUCAACAUCUAUUUUGUAGCCGUCUUCCUACCCCAACUGCCACAUCACUGGGCGAUGUACCUCUUAGAAGCCAUUAUUUUGGUGAUCUACUUUGCUUUUAUAUUUUACCUGGUUGCCUUCUUUGCACAAAUGUUCGGAUGCAAAUUUCCUCCAUCAAUACAGGGAUUGUUCACUGGCCCAAACACGUCUUUCAUUUCGGAUCAGUCGGAGGCCCAAGAAUCUUCGGCUUUAUUGUCUUCAUCAAUGUGAUAAUGAUCAUCCGCUUUACCAUCAUCAUCUGCUUCAUCCAUCAGCUUUCUUGAAAAUCACCUCAUGCUUUCGCUAUUCAUUGCUUUUCACCGACUUGGUGUAUUGCACCUGCCCCAUCAGUAUCCAUGAAAAUCACCUUACGGUUCCUUCGUCGUUUAUAGCUUUUUACAAUCUUCAUGGUGCAUUAGUCUUUUGGGUGACCAUAUAUGGAUUGUCACCAAUAAACACCUAUCUGAGAGAGAGACUCGCCCCCAUCAGUAUUCGUGAAAAUCACCUUGUGCCUUCGUCACUGCCCAUUGUUUUCACUGAUGGUUCGUUGUAGUAUUUUACAUGGUUGUACUGCCUGGAUGUAUUCAGAUUGUCAUCUUUGACUGGGAAUUUUUAUCUCCAGUCAAUGCCUUUGACUGUGCAUGUAUGCCGCUAUCGUCAGUUGACGUCAAUUAAUGUACAUAAAAUCCAUAGAGCUGCAAUUCAUCUCACCCUUUAUUAUGUAUAUAAUGAAUUCAAUUGCGGUUAUUCACAUGAAAAGCAGUACUACGGUCUCACAUUGUUCUCUCUUG
Messenger RNA from Lytechinus variegatus (green sea urchin), 2401 nucleotides. Its product is annotated as natural resistance-associated macrophage protein 2-like. The coding region runs from base 99 to 1841 and encodes 580 amino acids. Gene Ontology annotation, molecular function: iron ion transmembrane transporter activity; cadmium ion transmembrane transporter activity; manganese ion transmembrane transporter activity. NCBI's taxonomy places the organism in Eukaryota, Metazoa, Echinodermata, Echinoidea, Temnopleuroida, Toxopneustidae. The record is from RefSeq and is a predicted model, not a curated record. Gene Ontology annotation, cellular component: plasma membrane. The transcript has 17 exons. Gene Ontology annotation, biological process: metal ion transport.